Molecule: messenger RNA, 297 nt
Organism: Triticum turgidum subsp. durum (durum wheat)
Lineage: Eukaryota; Viridiplantae; Streptophyta; Magnoliopsida; Poales; Poaceae
Source: the annotation of a GenBank genome assembly
AUGGUGGGAAAUGAUAACUACAUCAAGAGCUACCACGAUGCCAUCCUCGACACCAGCAAUCAGACAGCGGCGAUCGCCCCUUCCCGCUUCUCCUCAAUCGCGUCCAUUUUUCCCUGCUACUCCGUUGAGGAGGUCAUCACCGUCUACGAAGAUACCGACCUCUACAAGUCAUGGCUCCAAGGAGUGAACGUGGUGUACAGGAGAAGGAACUUGAGGAGCAGUGGGCCAGGAGGUCUGACCCUCCCCUACGUCCCCAUGGCCAAUUUUCUUUUGGAGAGCUCCCCUUUAUUCUUGUGA